This is a messenger RNA of Nymphaea colorata (pocket water lily), 1445 nucleotides long. RefSeq names its product probable xyloglucan endotransglucosylase/hydrolase protein 28. NCBI's taxonomy places the organism in Eukaryota, Viridiplantae, Streptophyta, Magnoliopsida, Nymphaeales, Nymphaeaceae. The record is from RefSeq and is a predicted model, not a curated record. The coding region runs from base 52 to 1047 and encodes 331 amino acids. Gene Ontology annotation, cellular component: apoplast; cell wall. The transcript is spliced from 4 exons. Gene Ontology annotation, biological process: xyloglucan metabolic process; cell wall biogenesis. Gene Ontology annotation, molecular function: hydrolase activity, hydrolyzing O-glycosyl compounds; xyloglucan:xyloglucosyl transferase activity.
CACCUCUCUCUCUAGAGCGAAUUCUUUUUGCACAGGGAAAGAAAAGCGGUGAUGGAGAAUCAUUGGCUUCCUCCUCUCCUUCUGCUGCUCUGCCUCUCCACGGCAGGGUCCACUGUUCUUCAGGACUUCUCCAGUCUGCCCUUUGAGGAGGGAUACACGCGCCUCUUCGGAGACCAAAACCUCGUCGUCCAGAGGGAUGGCAAGACCGUUCAUGUCUCGUUAGACAAGACCACAGGGUCGGGAUUCGUAUCGAACGACCUUUACCAGUAUGGCUUCUUCAGCGCAUCGAUUAAGUUGCCGGGCGAUUACACAGCAGGAGUCGUCGUCGCCUUUUACAUGUCUAACGGAGACACGUUCGAGGACAACCACGACGAGAUUGACUUUGAGUUCUUGGGGAACAUUAGAGGCAGAGAGUGGAGGAUGCAGACGAACGUCUAUGGGAACGGGAGCACUUCCAGGGGCAGGGAAGAGCGCUAUGGUCUCUGGUUCGAUCCUUCUGAAGAUUUCCAUCGAUACAGCAUCCUUUGGACCACCACCCACAUAGUGUUCUACGUGGAUGACGUGCCGAUUCGGGAGGUGAAGAGGUCCGCGUCUAUGGGCGGCGACUACCCGACAAAGCCCAUGUCCGUGUACACGACCAUCUGGGACGGCUCCGACUGGGCUACUUCCGGCGGCCGCUACAAGGUCAACUACAAGCUCUCUCCCUACGUCGCCCGCUUCACCGAUCUUGUCCUCCACGGCUGCGCCGUCGACCCCAUCCAGCUGCCGAAGCCCUCCGCCUGCGAGCCGGACCCCGACAUCUCCGGCCUCAUCAUUUCCGCCAAGCAGAGGUCCGCCAUGGACGCCUUCAGGGAGAAGCACAUGACCUACUCCUACUGCUACGAUCGGGUCCGCUACCCGUCUCCGCUGCCGGAGUGCGUCGUCGAGCCGGAAGUUGCUGGCCGGCUGAACGAAGCCGGCACGACCAAGUUUGGUAGGCGGCACAGACACCACGGCAGGCGGCAACGCCAGCAUCCUGUUGAUGCCGGCGACGGGCAGAGCCAUUGAUUUUAGUGAAAUUCUCGUACAUGAUAGAUACAAAAUUAAGUUGGUCGUUGGCUGCUCUCUCUGAUCACGUGGCGUGGCUGGAGAAUUGCCUUCAUUUUGUUGUUUUCUCCUUUAUUUUUUUCAUCUUUCCCGUCCUGCACAGAUUGGUCAGUCAUUGAACUCUGGUUUCUGUGAUUUUGUUCCUCGUGUGUGAAUAUAUACAGAGAUUUAUUGGGGGUGGUUGGUGGUGGACUCUCGUUAUAUAGGAGGGGUCAUUUUGGUCGCCUGGUCUAUUAUCCUCCUUACAUCGUCCAUCCGUCUGUUGUUCCUUGCUGGUUCCUUCCAUGAUUGUUUCUGUGUACUUGUUCCUCCACCCGCUUCUUCCAUUAAUAAUAAUAAGACCAAGUCUGUGACAACAA